Messenger RNA from Pantherophis guttatus, 1929 nucleotides. RefSeq names its product IST1 factor associated with ESCRT-III (gene IST1). Lineage: Eukaryota; Metazoa; Chordata; Lepidosauria; Squamata; Colubridae. The record is from RefSeq and is a predicted model, not a curated record. Gene Ontology annotation, biological process: protein transport.
CUGCUUCCGUUCCCCUGCAGGAGGCGCCUUCCGCCCGGAACCUGCUCCUUCGGCUGCUUCCGGCGUCCGGCUGCGUACUUCCGUGCUGUGUCCCUGUCGGAGUUGCGGGACUGGCCGGGAUGCUGGGCUCCGGGUUCAAGGCUGAGCGCUUGCGCGUCAAUCUCCGACUCGUCAUCAAUCGCCUGAAGUUGUUGGAGAAAAAGAAAACUGAGUUGGCCCAGAAAGCCAGGAAGGAAAUUGCUGACUAUCUUUCUGCUGGCAAGGAUGAACGGGCUCGUAUCCGUGUGGAGCACAUCAUUCGGGAAGAUUAUUUGGUGGAGGCCAUGGAGAUCUUGGAGUUGUAUUGUGACCUGCUUUUAGCUCGCUUUGGCCUCAUUCAUUCAAUGAAGGAGCUGGACCCUGGCCUGGCAGAAGCAGUGUCUACCCUCAUCUGGGCAGCUCCUCGACUACAGUCAGAAGUAGCUGAGUUGAAAAUUGUUGCUGAUCAGCUAUGUGCCAAAUAUAGCAAGGAAUAUGGCAAGCUAUGCCGAAGCAACCAGAUUGGAACAGUCAAUGACAGGUUAAUGCACAAACUGAAUGUAGAAGCGCCUCCUAAAAUCCUGGUGGAGAGGUACUUGAUUGAGAUUGCCAAGAACUACAAUGUGCCCUAUGAACCAGAUUCGGUGGUCAUGGCAGAGGCUCCUGCAGGUGUAGAAACAGAUCUGAUUGAUGUAGGAUUUGUGGAUGACAUCAAGAAAGGUGGUGGUAACAGCGGUGGCUUCAUGGCCCCACUACCUGGUCCUGAAAGAGUCUUGCCGAUGCCAUCUCCAGGUCCUCCUUUCUCCUACCCACAUCCGAAGGGGAUGGAGAGCUUCAAUGGGCUACCCGUGGGUACCUACCAACCAUUUACUGGCCUUCAUCCUCCUCCGAUUCCAGCAAUUCCUCCAACAUACGAAUCUGUAGAUGAUGGGAAUACUGACAAGGAAGUGCCAUCCUUACAUGUGACUGGUCCCCGGGUAACACCAGAAGCCAAGGGGCAGCCACCAAUCCCCAUGCCCCGUUCAGGUGAUCGCUUUGUGUUGCCAGAGUUGCCGUCUGUGCCAGAUACACUGCCUGCUGCUUCUGCUGGCACCAGCACAUCUGCAUCAGAUGAGAUUGACUUUGAUGAUCUGUCCCGGAGGUUUGAGGAGUUGAAGAAGAAAACCUAAGAGCUACAUACCCUGUUGCUGCAAUGGGUGCUCUUUCCUCGUUUCCUUGUCUUCCUCUUGGCCUUUCUUCUUGUUCUACUUACACUAAAUUGUGCUGUCUUGGAGGGUCCUUUGGAGCCCCUUUCAGUGGGGGAAGCAAGAAAACCCCCCUAUGCCUCAGUAGCCCUAGAUAAUCUCUUCUCUGGAGGGGGCCAUGGAUGUGAUGUGACUAGCAUUUCCUUUGGCUAGAAGACAGCACAGCUACUGCAGUAGGAUGGCUCUAGACAACCUGAUGGAACGGGCACACUGCUUGCCUUCUGGGCAUAUACCGUGGGAAGGGCUGCCUUAAAGCCUCUGCUUGCUUGAUGCAGUUAUGGCUUUUCUCUGGGAAAGGAGACCAAAGCCAAGUCUACCCUGAGGGCCCUGCUGAUAUGCAUGAGGUGGGAAGAAGAGCCAGGUACAUGCCAUGAGGCAAACCAAUUUUAGACCUGGCUCACAGAGAUUGGAAAAGACUCCCUCAGCAGGGUCUGGCAGGCUGGGUAUGGGACCAUCAUUUGACAUUUAGGUCUGCAGCCUCCAACUAGUCCAUGUGGGACAAAGCCAUAGAUGGCAGCACCACAUAGUGACAUCUGCUGCUGUGAUGCCCAGAGGAAAACUCUGCUUUCUCAUGUAAUGCCUCUGUAUGUAAUAUGUUCACAUGGCUUUUCUGGGACAGUUUAAUGGUUGAUUCCUUCUCUGUUCUAAAUAAAAAGUGUGAUCUUCA